Molecule: messenger RNA, 1667 nt
Organism: Anarrhichthys ocellatus (wolf-eel)
Lineage: Eukaryota; Metazoa; Chordata; Actinopteri; Perciformes; Anarhichadidae
Product: 3-oxoacyl-[acyl-carrier-protein] reductase FabG
Exons: 8
Coding region: 129-926 (265 amino acids)
Molecular function (GO): oxidoreductase activity
Source: RefSeq, a predicted model, not a curated record
AGGUUGGAAGUCUAAAACUGAAGCAGCGCUGUCAAACCGAUGAGCACCUUCUACGUCAUCACUAGUGGACGAAGUGUGUUUCUCUGUCCGUAGCAAGUUCAUACAAACUACAUUAAAACCCCGCAGAAAUGGCCUCAGACAAUGCAUUUAAAGUGUCUUCCCUGCGGGAUAAAGUGACCCUCAUAACGGGUGCCAGCUCGGGCAUCGGUGCAGGCACGAGCGUCCUGUUCGCCAAACUCGGAGCGCUGUUGGCUCUGAACGGACGCGACGUGGACAAUCUAAAGAAAAUAGCCAAACAGUGCACGGACUGUGGAGCAGCCGAGCCGUUGCUGGUUCCUGGAGACCUCACUGAUGAGGAGACGGUGAAGAAGACGGUGGAGCAAACUAUCGCUCACUUCGGCAGACUGGAUGUCCUCGUCAACAGCGCUGGUAUCCUGGCCAUGGGCAGCAUAGAGACAACAGACAUGGCUCAGUACGACAGGAUCAUGAACAUCAAUGUCAGAACCGUAUACCACCUGACUCAGCUGUGUGUGCCCCACCUGAUCAAGACCAAAGGCUCCAUUGUCAACGUAUCCAGUGUCAACGGACAGAGAUCAUUCCCUGGUGUGCUGGCCUAUUGCAUGUCCAAGUCCGCCAUUGAUCAGUUCACACGUUGUACAGCACUUGAGCUGGCGUCAAAGGAAGUCAGAGUGAACUCCGUCUGCCCUGGUGUGAUCAUCACAGAGGUCCACAAGAGAGCAGGACUAGAUGAGGACCAGUAUGCCCAGUUUCUUGCAAAGUGCAAGCAGACCCAUGCCCUGGGUCGACCAGGGGAGGUGGAAGAAGUGGCCCACGGCAUCGCCUUCCUGGCCUCCGAUGCCGCCAGCUUCAUUACUGGAGUGAACCUCCCCGUUGAUGGGGGCCGCCAUGCCAUGUGCCCAAGAUAAGAUGGUGUAUGUUAGGAUACAGCAGUCUGCUAAUAUAGUUCUUUCAACCUCCAAGUCUGCCUGUGUGUUCGUUUUUUUUAAGUUGCCAUUAAACUGAUCGGUGAGUUGUCAUUAAAAAAAAAAAAAAGAAAGGCAUUACUUCAAGGACACAAUUUUUCUCCACGUUUACAACGCUAGCUGUCAGGAUUUGACAGUUCCAGAUGUGUGAAAUGAAUAUCAGCAAGCAAAAACACAUUUAAACUGGCAGCUUAAAUGCAUGUUAUUUGCUCACUUUGAUAAUAAGUUUUCCUUUUAAUGAAAAGAAAUGAAAGCUGCUUAUCAACAAAGGUUUCAGACUUUUAUUGAAUUACCUGUUGAGUCAUUAGACUUCAUUCACGCAGCAUGAAAUGUCCGCACAGAUUAAACACCGUUAGCUCGGUUGUGUUGUGUAUUGUAAGAAAUCCUCUGAGUUUAUAAAUUGACGGGACCAAUUGCCAUUGCUGCACCUUUGAGUGACAAAUGCUUAAACAGUAAAUAAUACAGAUGGUAAUGUCCUAAAAUACAGUUGAUUGUCUAGGACAGAUUAAUUGGGGAAAAAACAGACUGUAGAAUCCAUAAGGCCCUAAAUGACUCAUAAAACAUAACAUUGAGGUUUUGAACUGGAGAGCUAACCAGAAUUUAAAUAAAAUUUAAAUAGAAUCCACUGUAGAUCGUAACGGUUGCAUAAUUAUAGACAUUUUGACAGAUACAAAAACUUAACUU